This is a messenger RNA of Emiliania huxleyi CCMP1516, 681 nucleotides long. RefSeq lists its product as hypothetical. The transcript has 2 exons. NCBI's taxonomy places the organism in Eukaryota, Haptophyta, Isochrysidales, Noelaerhabdaceae. The coding region runs from base 1 to 681 and encodes 226 amino acids. Gene Ontology annotation, biological process: fatty acid elongation. Gene Ontology annotation, molecular function: oxidoreductase activity, acting on the CH-OH group of donors, NAD or NADP as acceptor. The record is from RefSeq and is a predicted model, not a curated record.
AUGCCACCUCUUGGAUCCCUCUUCAGCCUCGCUGGCAAGACCGUCCUGGUGACUGGCGCCUCGAGCGGGCUGGGAAAGAGCAUGGCCCUCACGCUCGCAAAGGCCGGUGCAUCGGUCGGAUUGGUCGCACGGCGGAAAUCGCAGCUCGACGAGGUUGCGUCGGACAUCGCGGCGCUCGGCGGCAAGGCGCACGCCGUGACGCUCGACGUGACGCAGGUUUCCGCCAUCGACCCGGUGCUGGCCGAGGUUGAGGCGAGCCUCGGCCCGAUCGACGUGCUCGUGAACAACGCCGGCCUCUCGCUCGACGAGAAGGCUCUCCAGGUCGAGGAGGCGGCGUACGACACCGUGCUCGGCGUCAACACGCGGGCGCCCUUCUUCCUGGCGCAGGCGGUGGCGCGGCGGAUGGUCGCAGAGAAGAGGCCCGGCUCGAUCGUCAACAUCGCGUCGCUCAUCUCGCUCAAGGUUCGCGAUGUCCCGCCGCUCUCUCUCCCCUCACAGGCGCUGGACCACAUGACGCGCGCUCUGGCAAAGGAGUGGAUUCGCCACGGCAUCCGCGUCAACAGCAUACAGCCGGGGUACAUCCGGACCGAGAUCAACUCUGAGUUUUUCGACUCGCCAGCCGGCCUCGAGUUCAUCAGCCGCAUGCCAAACAAGCGGCGCCGAGAUCUAGCCGAGAUCUAG